AUGAACCAAGUCUACGAGCUGCUCGAUCGAGGCUAUCUGCCAGAUAUCGUGCUGCGACGGGCCAUCCGGCUGCUCAACGCACAACGCAUCCGCAGCCUCGCCAAGCCCGAAGACGAUUUCGGCCAGCACGUCUCUAUCAAAAAGGAGUACAUCCGUUCGCUCAAGACACGCGAGAUCGCCAUCGAGCAGGACAAAGCCAAUGAGCAGCACUACGAGGUCGACACGGGCUUCAUGCUCAGCUGUCUAGGUAAGCGCGUCAAGUACUCGUGCUGCCUCUACGAGACCGGCCGCGAGACGCUCGAUCAGGCGGAAGAGGCGAUGCUCAACUCGUACUGCGAGAAAGCAGGACUCCAAGAUGGUCAGGAUGUGUUGGAUCUAGGGUGUGGGUGGGGGUCGCUCUCACUCUACCUGGCAGAGAGGUAUCCGAACUCGCGUAUCCAGGCGCUGUCUAAUUCGCGCACGCAAAAGAUCUACAUCGACUCGAUUGCCGCCACUCGCGGCUUCAAGAACUUGGAAGUGCACACGGGUGACGUCAAGACCUAUGCCUUCCCCGAAUCGUCCUUCGACCGCAUCCUCAGCAUCGAGAUGUUCGAACACAUGAAAAACUACUCGCUCCUCUUCCGCAAAGUCGCCUCCUGGCUCAAGGACGGCGACGAAUCCCGCUUGUUCAUCCACAUCUUCUGCCACCGUACCACACCCUACCACUUCGAAGAGGACGACGGAUGGAUGGCACAGAACUUCUUCAGCGGAGGAACCAUGCCCUGCUUCGACCUCUUCCAGCACUUCCAGCAGCACGUCACCCUCGAGGAUAUCUGGUGGAUCAACGGCAACCACUACGCAAAGACGUGCGAGGACUGGCUCAAGACCCAAGAUGCCAACCAGCGAAAGUACGACUCGGUCAAGCAGCUCCGCAAGGAUGCCGCCAAGAAGGGCAAUGCCGAGAUUGAGGGCGAGAAGACUUUCUACAGGUUCAGAAUCUUUUACUUGGCUUGUGCAGAGUUCUUUGCAACCAACGGUGGAAACGAGUGGGGUGUCGGUCACUACCUGUUCUCCAAGAAGUGA
Molecule: messenger RNA, 1062 nt
Organism: Sporisorium graminicola
Lineage: Eukaryota; Fungi; Basidiomycota; Ustilaginomycetes; Ustilaginales; Ustilaginaceae
Exons: 1
Coding region: 1-1062 (353 amino acids)
Source: RefSeq, a predicted model, not a curated record